AUGGCAAAGCCGCAGACGGCCAAUCUUCCCCUGAUACCACUCGCGCGAGGCACCAUUCUCCUCCCCGGCCUCGUCCAGCGCAUCCCAGUCUCGUCAAACAGACCCGAUAUCCCCGCCCUGCUCGCCCACGUAUACGAACAAGCAGCUUCCAAAGGUCCCGAUACGCGCAUCGACAGCAUUCCCAUCGCAUGUGUUCCCAUUUCAUCUCCUCUCAUCAGUGGCAACGGUCAACGACUUAUCGGCGAUGCUGAAGAGAUAGACCCGGCCGCGAUUGAGAACGUGCUUCCUGGCUCUGCCAAAAAGGAUGAUCUCUUUACGUUUGGCGUCGCAGCAAAGAUCAUCGGCAUUGAUGGAAGAGGAACCGGUGAAUUCGCCUUGCGCGUUGAAGGCACUACUCGCGUGCGCAUCGAGAACUUUACACGUGAACGUCCUUACUUCGAAGCCAAAGUGACAUAUUUCCAUGAAGAUAACAAUGUUACCGACAAGCAGGCGCAAGACCUUUUUGCUCUCUUGAAAACCCGAUCGCGCGAAUUGGUCACCAUCUUAAGGAUUUCUUCACUCCUUCCCCGAACCCGCGACGGUCCGAUUCUCUCGCCAGUGCUCACCAGACGACUCGAAAUGCUCAUCAUGAGGAAGGAAUUACAAGAGGCCGGCCUUCUCGCCGAUUUCAUGGCUAACCUGGUCGAGAGUACACAUGAGGAGAAGCUUGAGGUUCUUGCAGCUCUAGAUGUCAAGGUGCGCCUUACAAAGGUUAUUGAAUUACUGGAGCGCCAGGUUGGUGGCAUCAAAAACAACUUCAAGAUCACUACUUUCACAACCAUGCCCAUUCAAAUACUGGAUCGAUUGAACGAGAACCAGAAUCGAAAGCCAGGCUCGCUUCCACCGAUCCCAGGCAUGGCAUUUGUUCCACCCAAUGGGCAAAUGCCCGGUGGUAACGAUCAUAAUGACGACCAGGAGGCCAACGAGCUCGACGAGCUUAAGCGUAAGCUGUCGAGCGCUAAGCUUCCCGCCGAAGCCACCAAGACCGUGGACCGCGAGUUAAGACGCCUGCAGAAGAUGCAACCCAUGAACCAGGAGUAUCAGGUCACCCGUAACUGGUUAGAAACUUUGGCGGAGAUCCCUUGGACAGCCACCACAGACGAUCGUUUGGGUCCCGAGACUCUGCACAGAGCGAGGAAACAACUCGACGAUGAUCAUUAUGGAUUAGACAACGUCAAGAAGAGGCUUAUCGAGUACCUGGCUGUAUUAAGGCUCAAACAGUCGAUCAACGAUGACGUUGAAGAGAAAAUUAAGAAAGCAGAGCAGGAGACGGUUCAGUCUACUGGCAACGAGCAAGGAAACGAGGCCGCUGUCUCAGGAAGUGGGGAUGCCACAAAGCCCGAAAUGGCCAAGCUCGAAAUCCUCAAGUCUCAGCGUAUGGUGGACAAGUCUCCCAUCAUGCUCUUGGCAGGCCCUCCUGGUGUGGGAAAGACCAGUCUUGCGAGGUCAGUCGCCACGGCUCUUGGUCGCAAGUUUCAUCGUAUUUCCCUCGGCGGUGUUCGAGAUGAGGCUGAAAUCAGAGGUCACCGAAGAACCUACGUUGCGGCCAUGCCAGGCCUCAUCGUUCAGGGUCUAAGAAAGGUUGGCGUUGCCAACCCUGUCAUCCUACUCGAUGAGAUCGACAAGAUUGGCCAGGCAAGCAUCCACGGAGAUCCUUCGGCGGCUAUGUUGGAGGUCCUAGACCCUGAGCAAAAUUACAACUUCCAGGAUCACUAUGUGGGCAUGCCGAUUGACCUCUCCAAAAUUCUUUUUAUCGCGACUGCCAAUAGCCUCGACACUAUUCCCGCUCCUCUUUUGGAUCGAAUGGAGACUAUCUACAUCCCUGGCUACACGACACUGGAGAAAAGACAUAUUGCGAUGCAGCACCUUGUUCCCAAGCAGAUCAGAGUCAAUGGCUUGGCCGAAAGUCAGGUUACCUUCAAUCAAGAGGUCGUUUCCAAAAUCAUCGACUGCUACACCCGCGAAUCCGGAGUUCGCAACUUGGAGCGAGAAAUUGGUUCAGUCUGUCGUGCUAAAGCUGUUGAAUACGCCGAGGCGAAGGAUGCGGGGCACAUGGAGCACUACCGACCCGAGCUGAGUGUAGAGGAUAUCGAGGACAUUCUGGGCAUUGAAAAGUUUGAAGAAGAGAUUGCCGAAAAGACUAGCCGCCCGGGUAUUGUAACAGGGCUGGUAGCUUAUAGUUCUGGAGGCAAUGGCAGUAUCCUCUUCAUCGAGGUCGCUGAUAUGCCUGGUAAUGGACGAGUUCAGCUCACAGGUAAAUUGGGAGAUGUUCUCAAAGAGAGUGUCGAGGUCGCCUUGACUUGGGUCAAGGCACACGCAUUCGAGCUGGGUUUGACGCCAGAGCCUACUUCGGACAUCAUGAAAGAGCGCAGCAUUCACGUUCACUGCCCGUCUGGUGCUAUUCCUAAAGACGGUCCCAGUAGUGGUAUCGGUCAGGCUAUCGCACUCAUAUCUCUCUUCUCGGGUAAGCCGGUACCACCGACAAUGGCGAUGACGGGCGAGAUUUCUCUCCGAGGCAGAGUUACAGCCGUUGGAGGUAUCAAGGAGAAACUCAUCGGCGCCCUCCGAGCUGGCGUCAAGACUGUGCUACUUCCAGCCCAAAACCGCAAGGAUGUUAAAGAUCUCCCUCAAGAGGUCAAGGAUGGACUCGAAAUUCUUCACGUCAGCCAUAUCUGGGAAGCUAUCCGUCUCGUCUGGCCAGACUCGCAUUGGGCCGAGGACAGUAACUACCGGGGCAUCGAGAGUCGACUCUAA
This is a messenger RNA of Fusarium venenatum, 2793 nucleotides long. Its product is annotated as Lon protease C-terminal proteolytic domain-containing protein. Gene Ontology annotation, cellular component: peroxisomal matrix. The record is from RefSeq and is a predicted model, not a curated record. Gene Ontology annotation, biological process: protein catabolic process; protein quality control for misfolded or incompletely synthesized proteins; protein targeting to peroxisome. Gene Ontology annotation, molecular function: ATP binding; ATP-dependent peptidase activity; ATP hydrolysis activity. NCBI's taxonomy places the organism in Eukaryota, Fungi, Ascomycota, Sordariomycetes, Hypocreales, Nectriaceae.